This is a messenger RNA of Poeciliopsis prolifica (blackstripe livebearer), 2387 nucleotides long. Its product is annotated as heme transporter hrg1-A-like. The coding region runs from base 223 to 657 and encodes 144 amino acids. Gene Ontology annotation, biological process: heme transport. Gene Ontology annotation, cellular component: lysosomal membrane; plasma membrane. The record is from RefSeq and is a predicted model, not a curated record. Lineage: Eukaryota; Metazoa; Chordata; Actinopteri; Cyprinodontiformes; Poeciliidae. Gene Ontology annotation, molecular function: heme transmembrane transporter activity; heme binding. The transcript is spliced from 3 exons.
UGACGGCUCUGCGUGUGACUAAACGUGGGAGGAGUGUGUGUGUGUGUGUGUGUGUGUGUGUGUGUGUGUGUGUGUGUGUGUGUGUGUGUGUGUGUGCGUGUGUGUGCGCGCGCAGGCUGACGGGAUGCAGCUGUUUUGCAGUCAUCAGCUCUGUCCUCGGAGGGACGCGCGGCUCUGCUGCCUGAGUCCGCGCCGAGCAGCCGCCUCCGGUCGAGUCCCACGAUGCCGAUCAACAAGACCCACGUCAGUGUCGCCUACUCCUCGCUCGGCGUGAUCCUGGGGGUCUCUGCCUUCCUGGUGUGGAACAUCGUGUACAAACAGCCGUGGACCGGGGCCACGGGGGGUCUGUCAGGUGUUUUGGCCCUGUGGACCCUGAUCACUCAUGUCAUGUACCUGCAGGACUACUGGCGGACGUGGCUAAAGGGGCUCAAGUUCUUCCUUUGCGUGGCGAUUUUCUUCUCUGUGCUCGCCGUGGUGGCCUUCAUCACCUUCCUCUCCAUCGCCAUCAGCAGGAAGGAGUCUUUCGCUGACCCUCGGAGUCUCUACCUGUCGGCCGUGUGGAGCGCCAUGAGCCUGAAGUGGUCCUUCCAGCUCCUCCUGGCGGCCAAACGUUACCGCAAAGAGUUUGAGGACAUCAGCAUCCUCAGUGACUUCUGAAUCCGCUGCCCUCUCCUGCAGCCGCCACUCAGACUUUGGAGUCUAGUCAAAGUCUGUGCUGGCUCUACCGGCAUCACCGCCUUAUUUUCUUACUGUAGGAAGGACUUCUGUUGAAUCCAGCACUCUUCUUUACUGUCCAUAAUAGAUUUACUAUUUGGCAUCUACAAGUGUGAUCAUUUGCACAUUCCAGUCUUUCUUCUUUUCCUCCAACACUAGAAUUUCAACACUCUUGUGGAAAUGAGUUCCAGUUUCAUGCUACUGCCACUAGAGGUCCCUGCUUCUCCGACUAUAACGAAACAGUUUGGAUUUCUGUUUGUUAACCUGACUCUGGCUCCCUUAUUCAUGUUGCAAAUCAUGGAUCAUCUGCCCUAGAGUAUGAAUAAAGUCUUUUUCAGAUAAGUCAGCUUCCUAAACGGUGUAAAAAGAAAAGACUGACACAUUUUGACUUUCUUUUGCAAAUUCCAACUACAUAUAAAAGGCCCACGUGUCUCAAUUCUGGUGGAUUUUAAUGUAAAUAAGUUUUGGGGUAUUUAUAAUUGCCUGCAAGAGUUUUGUUGUUGUGUGCUCAAGUGUUUGUUAUUCUGUCCUGCUCAUUUAUGCCUACUGCCAGAUUUUUUUUUCCAUUUUCACUUUAAGCCUCGUUCUUUGGGAUUCAUCUCUCUGAGCUAAUAUGAAGCUUUAUGGCGUUACAUAUUGACAUGGAUUUGUCAAUUGAAUGUAGAACUUUGGAGAAUUUUUGUACAAGAUUGGAUCUGUUAUUAAAGUGCACUUUUCACAUCCACGAGGCAUUAUGUGGUGCAAUGUGGACAAUAAGUGUUCCUCUUUUUUAGGGUUUGAUAGCACUUUCUGUUCCUCUGAAACUUUUUAUAUUUGCUAUAGUUAAAAAAAAAAAGUUUGUUUUUGCUGUGUCACGGUUGCAGUUUUGUUUCCGUUGUCUCUUUAUAGAUGUGCUACACCAUAAAUAACGAGGUUAAACCUGUAAAUGUUACAGAUUUAGCCAGAAUAAUUUUCAUCUGAAAUCCCGACUUUAAGAGGAAGAAAAUAUUAAUUCCACUGACAAAAAUCAAACUAAAUACCUAAAAAAUGCAUAUGAUGGAAUAAGAAAAUGAUAAACAAGAAGAAAAAAAAAGAAUUCAGUGGAGUUUGACAAAUUGCACGUUGCUUCAGAUGGUCAACCUGUGGAGGCCUGAAGACAGAGCAUGACUCUUCAAGUUGAGGAUAAAAACUGAUCCAAAACUUCCUUCGUUUCGCAGUAUGUUGUGUCCAUGCAGCACAUCUCCUCUAGAGGUGGUGGCUGAGUCAGCAUGACUUUGCUUAAAAUCUCUCUAAAAAGAGGUUGGAGCCAAGUCCCUGCAAAAAUGCAUAUAAAAACAUAAAUUUGUAAAAUUGAUGUAUUUCUCAGAAAGGCAUCAGCAGAUUCGUUCUCUUGUAAAAUGUUGCAAUAAUUAAAUUUAGAGGUGAUAUGAGAAGUUACAUGAAUUACUAAUACACCAAUCCAAAAUGUGGGAUUUAGGCACGUUGGUAUUUAAUAAUAUAAAACAUUUCAAGAGCCGAAUUCUGUUAUUGUGUGAAAAUCCCUUUUUUUUUUCAAUGUGGAAAUGUCACCGUGUCAUCUGCAUAAAUUGGGAUUCUCACAUCUGGUAAAUACUUAAAUAUUUGAAGAUAAUUGAAGAAAUAGUGGAAGAUUGUGGUUUUUAAUUACAGCAAUUAAAACAUGGUUUAUCAAAUCA